Lodderomyces margitis is the source of this 3219-nucleotide messenger RNA. RefSeq lists its product as uncharacterized. Gene Ontology annotation, cellular component: mitotic spindle. Gene Ontology annotation, molecular function: protein binding. The transcript has a single exon. Gene Ontology annotation, biological process: mitotic spindle organization; regulation of mitotic cell cycle. NCBI's taxonomy places the organism in Eukaryota, Fungi, Ascomycota, Pichiomycetes, Serinales, Debaryomycetaceae. The record is from RefSeq and is a predicted model, not a curated record. The coding region runs from base 1 to 3219 and encodes 1072 amino acids.
AUGAAUGAGAAACAUCAAAGCAGAAGCAAUUCAGUAACAUUUCCACUGCCACCAUUGCAUAAUUCACCACUCAGCCAUGAUUAUCAACUCAAGAUUAAACGCAUUAUUGGCACUUCUGCCGCCGACAGGCAACAAAUAUCAGUACAAGACGAUCUAGUUGCAUAUACUGCAAGUGGUGGAGUUGUUGUUUGCAAGAUUGAUAAAGAAACUAACCUGGUGGUGAACCAGAGGUUUUUUUGUGCCAAUUCGAGCUAUUCAAAUGAAUCGAAAUUACAGCUGCUGCGUCUAGGUGCAGUAUCUUCAGCCAAUGCUUAUUUAAAUAUGAUCCAAACCGACUAUAAUCUGGAAGAGGCUGUUCGUGAUGAAUACGGGUAUCCAAUAGCCUGUCAACCAAUAGAAAUAUACGGCAACUCCUUUUCACCGGGUGAUAUAGAUGAAUAUCCCGCAAAUAAUGCUAGUCCGAGUCUUAGCGUCACCAACCAAACAUCCCCAUCAAAAUUGAAAGACAAAGUGAGGUCUAUCAAAUGCAUAGCCAUUUCUCCAAACAAACGCAUAUUGGCCAUUGGUGAAUCAGGGUAUCAACCACGAAUCCUCAUAUUUUCACUUGCCCCUAGUUCGCAACAAAGUCCCGUCAUGGCCAUUUAUGAACACACAUUUGGUAUUAGUAACUUGGUCUUCUCUUCCGAUUCAAAGUUUCUAUGUUCAUUAGGAGUCGUUAACGAUGGGUGCAUAAAUGUGUGGAGAGUAGGAUCCAAUAGUGUCCAAUUACAAGCUAGUAAUCGAUGCUCAAAUAUAAUACAUAAAGUCAUUUGGCAGGAAAAUAUCAUUGUCACCAUCGGACUACGGUUUAUCAAGUUGUGGAAAUUUGAAAAUGGUAGUACCACUAAGCCGGUAAUAUUAAAGGGGAGAAAUGCUCAUUUGGGUGAUUUCAUGAAUUCAAAUUUUAUCGAUAUGACUUUAUUAAAUGACGAUGAGAUUUUACUUGUAGCCAAUUGCAAUCAGCUAUUGUUACUAAAGUUGAGCUUUGACUCACCAAAAUUAGUACCUUUGAAAAGUCCCGACUUUGAGUUUUGUUCCUUAGUUGCCGAUGGCCCACGUGAAUUGAUUUGGUUGGGAGAUCGGGAAACAAGCUUGGCUGGUAUUUCAACUGAAAGCCUUUUCCCAAUUAAUGCAAGUGCUGUUAAACCAGUAUCAUCUCCAUCCACAGCAGUAUCUAAUAGCUUACAGCAACAAUUAUCGGGUGUGUUUGGAAUCGAACCAAGACAAUCAUUGGAUAAACGGAUUAUCCAAAUAUCAAACUUCUCAUCAGAUUAUCUCCUAUAUUUAACCACAAAUGAGGAGAUUGUAUUCAGGAGCAAAGAAUUGACCAAAACCCAACUUCUAGCGACAUCCAUUAUACGACAAAUUGGAGGAGUCAAGAAAAGCUAUGAUGGAGAGUAUCUUGCAUUUUCCAAAUCAGGCACUAUUGAGCAAUUUAAUCCAAACUCGUGUGACUUAGCUGAGAUAUUUCAAUUUGGAGCAUCUGAAGCUGAAGCUAUUGGUGACUGUCUAACCGCAAUUGAAAAAGUGGGGAAUUUAUUCGUUAUGGGGUAUAAGUUUGGAUCAUUGUACAUUGUUCAACAAGAUUGCGAUACAGCUGAAGUACUAUUUACCGUAAAGGCCCAUUCAUCAACAAUUAACGAGAUUGUCUGCUUUCAACACGGCUCAUACGAAAUAAUAUGCAGCAUAUCGAGAGAUCGCAUGAUUCAAGUGUUUGCCAAAAUCGAAUCGAAAUGGGAUUUAUUACAAACAAUACCUGUCCACAAUGGGAAUUUACUCGAGGCGAUAUAUCAUGAUGGAUUCUUGUACGUUUGUUCAACCGAUAGAACCAUAUCCAUACAUUCAAUAACUACAGAUCCUAGCCUAAUGUUGACAAAGGUUAAAUCAUUGACGUUGAAAUCAACACCAGUUACCAUGUCAAUUUUUGAUCGUGAUCUAGUGGUCUCUACAAGUGACAAGCAGGUGCUUGUAUUUGACUUGGAUAGCAAUCACGACCUCAAAAGAUCCUUAAAGUUGUUUAACGACAAGGUGAAUGAGAGCUUGCUCGUGGAAAUGAUGGAAAAGUUUCACAAUUUGUUGAUUGUUUGGUCUUCGGAUAAAUCGAUAAGAGGAUUUGACUAUAUCACCGGCCGACCAGUUGGUGUUGGCUGGGGCCAUCUGGAUUCAUUACUUGGGCUUUUUCUCAUACAUGAUAGUGUUUCCCCAGAUGCAGACCCUGAGCUUGUGACUAUUGGCAAUGAUGGAUGUUUAUUCUCAUGGCGUAUAACCGAAUCAUCAGCGACGUUAAGAUUGGGGGAAGAAGACAAUGGCAAGAUAAUAUUAGAUGACGCACUUGCUCUUCUGCCUUCACCAGUAUUUGCGAAAGUGGCUCGAAAGAUAUUACCAACGGUGCCGAAAUCUACUACAUCAUCUACAACUGCCGCAACCUCGUCUUCUCCCAAAAAGGAAAAACUUCUUGAUAGGUUGGAACAAGUAGCAACUGGUCUGAAACCUAAAGUGCAACUACCGGCAUCUUCUCCCACGCCUCAAUCUCCAACACCCAAGUUGACUGCUGCUACAUUACGCAGAAUUGAAGCUCGUAAUGGGAGUAUUGGUGGUGGUGAAACACCUAAUGCUUCGCCGAGAUCAUUAACGUCACUUUCGCCAACGCGUUCAAAGUCAGUGUCUCCAGUUAGACCCCUGGUGAAUUCUCGUCCUUCCUCACCCACGCGUGCAUCAACCAAGAACCAACCAUUCAGUGGGGGGUUAUUCAAAUUGAACCAACCAUUAUUGAACUCACGGGAUUUACCACUGCCACAACGACGUCCUCUGUCGCCUCGUACCACUCUGGAUUCAUCUGUAUCAACGAAACCAAAUGGGCCAACGUCUAAUCCAUCUAGAUCGCAAACUGUCGACAUAAGACGAAAAUCAAACUCACAAGCAAAACUGACAUCAUCUACUUCAAUGGCAUUACUUGAUAAAUGUAUCAAUCAGUUAGAUGAAUUGAUUAACAAUGUAGAUGAACUACAUGAAGAUGAAAGGAGAAUAUUACUCAAUAAAGUCAAUCAAGUAAAGUAUAAAUUAAAUGACGGUACUACUUCUACUGCCAUAUACAAUCAAGAAGAUCUUUUGAACAAGUAUAGUGAUAAAUUGGUUGAAUUAGUUGAAGCCAAACUUUCGGGUUCGUCAAUAAGCGAAUAA